AUGGGAGCAGAAACACCAGCAUCGCCAGCACUUGACACUUCGUCUGCGGUGGCGCCGGAGACGGCGGCAAGGGCGGAGGCAGGGGCUGAAGAGGCAGACUUUGUUCCUGGGAAUCUUUUGAGCCUAUCGACAACGAAUUUCCCAGACACAUUCUUCAUGAACCCAUUCGCCGUCUCCUUUCCGGGAGAUAUUCCGUGCUAUCCGGAAGUCUCAAUGACUGACUCUAGCACGGCGACGACACCCUCAAUGACGUGGUCUGCGAUACCCAAGACCGCUCCUCCGUGCCCUACUCAGGACGCUUCGGCAGUUGAAGCUACCACUUGUACACGAUCGCUAGUGAAUACUCCAGCAUCAUUGCCGACGUCUAGCCAGAACAGACCUUUAGCUGCAGACGCCCCGAGGACUAGCGCGACGCCGGUCUAUGGUUCGUCGCUGUUAUUGUUGUCGUCAUCGCCGUCUUCUUCAACUACUAAGGUGAUAAAGACGACGUCCAACCCUCCAGCGGUUCAAGGCCGUCAGAUCCACUUUGUCGAUAUGGCGGAUAAGAAAGGUGCACAGCGGAUUCGCAAUACCAUGAAUUCAAGAAAGCAUCGGCAAAACAAGCUUGACAAGAUUAGGGAGCUGGAAAAGAAACUUGCCGGUCUUGAGGAGGAGAAGGGAAAGUGGCGGGAACGAGCUGAGGGAUUGGGAUGGAAGCAGGCUUGA
Molecule: messenger RNA, 705 nt
Organism: Exophiala spinifera
Lineage: Eukaryota; Fungi; Ascomycota; Eurotiomycetes; Chaetothyriales; Herpotrichiellaceae
Exons: 1
Coding region: 1-705 (234 amino acids)
Biological process (GO): regulation of DNA-templated transcription
Molecular function (GO): DNA-binding transcription factor activity
Source: RefSeq, a predicted model, not a curated record